Podarcis raffonei (Aeolian wall lizard) is the source of this 3404-nucleotide messenger RNA. It is a transcript of the gene NUFIP2, whose product is annotated as nuclear FMR1 interacting protein 2. The transcript is spliced from 4 exons. The record is from RefSeq and is a predicted model, not a curated record. Gene Ontology annotation, molecular function: RNA binding. Bases 695 to 2770 code for a protein of 691 amino acids. Lineage: Eukaryota; Metazoa; Chordata; Lepidosauria; Squamata; Lacertidae. Gene Ontology annotation, cellular component: nucleoplasm; cytoplasmic stress granule.
GUCGGGCUCGGGAGCGCGCGCAGCGGCGGCGGGGCUGCGUGCGAAAGCGCCUUUAGCGAAGCAAGAGCCGGAUCGAGGGGAGCCGCCGCCGCCGCCAACGCCGCCGCCGCCGCCUCGCCAACGCCGGCUUGCCGGGGAAGAAAGAGGCGAGACUCCGAAGUGCUGACGUUGGAUUUGGCCGGAGAAAGCAGCCCGGGAAGCCCAGGGGGGAAAAAAACGCCGGGAAGGAGGACCCCCCCCCCAGCCCGUGCCAAGAAUGAUGGUGCUGGAAGGAGGAGGGAGUUUGGCACUUGGGAAGUAAUACCGGAGGAGAAGAAGGGGGCGCAAAAAACCAAAGGGGGGGGGUCUGGCUAGGGCGGGGCCAGCGAGGCCCGGAAGCUUCUUGAUUGCUGGAGAUCGGUUGUCAGUCUGCUUGGAUUCCCCCCCUCCACCCCCCCAGCUCUCUUUCCAGGCCGGGAGCGGAGCGGCAGACGGGCUGGGUGGCUGGCUGUUGCGCGCCGCGCUCCCCCCGGCGGGCUGUGGGCAGGGGCGUCCGGGAAGCGAGCGAGCGAGCCGAGAGAGACUCCCCUUUUCCCGGACGGUGCAGCCAACCAAGGGAGGAUCCGGAGAGAGGGGGGCCCCAGAAGGAUCGGGGGUGGGGGGAGAGCCAGCCGCCGCCGCCGCCGCCAUCAUCCGGAGGCCCCGUGGCUUUUCAAUGGAGGAGCAGCCCGGCCACCAGCCAGCACAGCAGCAGCAGCAGCAGCAGGCGCCUCACCACCAGCACCACCAGCACCACCACCACCAUUACUACUACUACAACCACAACCACCACCAGCACCACCAGCAGCACCUGGCCGAGGGCAGCGCGCCCGCCAAGGCCCCGCCGAAGGCGCCUUUGCAAGCCCUCAAGCAUGAGCCCAAGCACGGCGCCGGAGGAGGAGGAGGAGGAGGAGGAGGAGCAGGCCAGCAGCCCGACGCGCCCAGGAAGAAAGCAGGCUACGGUGAGCUCAAUGGCAGCGUCGGAGAGCGGGAGUCUCCCCCCAAGAGUUUGAACGGGGGCGAUGCUGCAGCCAGCCCCAUUUCCCGGGUCCCCAACGGCAGCCAGACCCCCGGGGACCCCGCCCUGGCGCUCAAGCAGACUGUGAAGGGGAGCGGUGCCUUUGGGAAGCUGGGGCUCAAGCCCAAGGGCUUUGUCCCCAAAGGGGCCGCCGACAAGAAGCCGGAGAAAGGCUUUGAGGGCCGGUCCCCCGACAAGCCAGAGGCCCUCUGUAUCCCCAACGGCAUGGUCUCCACGGGGUACAUCGCCAACGGCUACGUCGCCAGGGGGGCCGACAACGACGGCAGCGGCUCAGAGAGCAGCUACACCACCCCCAAGAAGCGGAAGGGGCGCCGCAACAGCGCCAAGGGCUGCGAGGCGCUCAGCCUGGCGCAGGCCGCGCCGCACGAACCCUCGGCCAGCACGGUGGCCUCGAAGCAGGAGCCCGAGGGCGGAGAGGCGAAGGCGGGGGGCAGGGUGGACGCCCCCAAGCCGGCUUGGAAGUGCGAGGCCGGGGGCUUGGGGGCCGGGCGCGGGAAGCCAGGCGACGUGCCGCCGCGGAAGAACUCGGAUGGGAAGGCCGGUGCCGGGGCGGGCAAGAAGUUCGAGGAGCGGCCGAAGGGCAAGCACGUGCCGACGGCCUCCUCCAAGGAGGACUCCUGGACGCUCUUCAAGCCUCCCCCCGUCUUCCCGGUGGACAACAGCAGCGCCAAGAUCGUCCCCAAGAUCAGCUACGCGAGCAAAGUCAAGGAGAACCUCAACAAGGCCGCCGCGCACAGCGCCUCCUCCCCGACCCUCUCUUCGUCCUCGUCUUCGUCUUCGUCCUCCUCCCUGUGUUCGUCGUCCGCAGCCGAAACCCAGGCGCAGCCCCCCGGCCGCCUCUCGCAGGUCCCCAUGUCCGCCAUGAAAUCCGUCACCUCGGCCGGCUUCUCCAACGGGCCGGUGUUGGCGGGGGCCGACCGGGGACCCCAGCCCCUCCUUGUGCCCAGCGGGGUCCUCUCGGCCUCGGAGGCGGGGCCCCUGGACGUGGCGGGCCUGGGGGGCGCCCCAGCGGAGCCUCUGCCGCCCAAAUCCAGCCUGUUCAUCUACCCGUCGAAUAUGCAAGCCGCUCUCCUCAGCGCCGCCGCGCAGGCCGAGACGCCGCCGCCGCCUCAGGCCAGCCAGAAGAGCCUGGGCGACAUUUUCCAGAACCAGUGGGGGUUGUCGUUCAUCAACGAGCCCAGCGCCGGCCCGGAGGCGGGUGCCAGGAAGCCGGCAGGCCCCCAGGCUGCGGAGGUGACAUUUCAGGGGGAGGGCCCGGCCACCCUGGCACCCCCGGGGGCCGAGGCGGCUCCCUUGGGGCCCGAACCGCCCGCCUUCCCCAAGGCCUACGAGCUGGACAAGCGGACUAGCCUGCAGCUGCCUGGCAGGAUCCUGAAGCUGGCGGCCGCGGGCGAGGCAGCCGGCGGCUUCCUCUCGGAGCCCCUUCGGCCUGGCGGGCAGUGCCAGGCCGAAGCGGGCGGCACCUUUGUGUUCCUCUCCAAGGACUGCCACGUAGAGAGGCGCCUGGCCUCGCCCACGAACCAUUUGUUAGUUUCCGCCAAAGAACUGAGGUGCCAGAGUGGCCUAGGAAGGAAAGAGAGUUGGGGUGAUUUUGACCUGAGGGCGGCUGUUCUAUAUCACACUCAAGAAAUGGAAACAAUUUGUAAUUUGAAAAAGCAAGACCCCAAAAGGAUAAUCACUUACGACGAAGCCAUGGAUCACCCCGACCAAUGAUAGGAGCCGUGAAGGGCCGCUGACUCUCUCGCCGCCACCGCCGCCGCUGCUGUUGCCUCUCUGCCGCGAGCCUCGCAGCUCCCCACACAUCCAGGAGGGCGGGUGGCUGUGGCGGCAGUUCUGGCGUGGCGAAAAAGGAACUAGAAUCGCAGGAUAAUAUAUACAAAUCUAUAUAUAUAUAUAAAUCUAUAUAUAUAUAUAAAUAUAUAUAAAUCUAUAUAUAUUAGUUAUUUUAAAACAAAUUGAAAACGGGCCUGCGGGCACGGCGAGACUUUUCACGUGGAAUUGGCAGAGACUCGUGUUACGGGAUUAUUUAAAACUUCGGUUCUGAGUCCUCUCCACUGCCCUCUCCCCUUACAAAAAAAGACUCCUGCUUCUUUCUCCCGCCACCGCCCUGUGCGAAACCGGACAAGAAUUCUUAACGGGUAGAGACACUGCCCCCCCCCCGCAUGGUUCUGGACAUCUGCAGGAGAGAGGGGGGGCCUCCAGCCGUUUUUCCGCCGGGAGUCUGCAAUCGCCGACGACACACUAAGUCCCCGGGAAGACCCUCUGUUUUCCUCCCCUUGCGCCCCAGUGUUUCCCUCCGUUGCUUUUGGUUUUACUGGAAUCCGAAAACUGCAGGGUCACUGGGGGA